UUGGGACUAACUAAGAGCAUUUUGUACGGUGGUGCAGAAGCGCAAUGUGUGCGCAACCCUUCGUUUAAGAGUCCCACUCAAAAUUGGCUCAUUUUUUUUUUAUUAAAAGAAUGGAAAAGAAAAUGGCCUUUGUUUAAACGUAAGUGGAGUCCAAAUAUAGACAGUUGAUGUGGCACACGCAGCGGUCGCACCAGUGACCCUCACCUUGAUGGUUUGAAUUCUACCUUGUCAACAUUAAUUUUUUUUUUGUUUCCACCCAGGCGCAGGAGCGGACGGAAAUACCUCAUGGAUACCCUAUAGCCGGCAACAGGGUUAUCUUAGAUUCUGACUGACUAAAACUCACCCGUGGGGGGAUGCCUAUGUCCAUAAGGGCCUCACAAGCUUCGUCUGAUCCGAUCAACCCCUGAGAAGGGGACGAUGCAGUCAUUAUAAACCUACUUAAUCAACUAACUUAAUUUGAUAGAUUAUGGUCCUUUCACCAAGUAGCAAUUUGCCAACUCAAUCAGAUGCCAAGCUUUCGUAUUUAUAAACAUAGAUGACUAGGCAGAAAUUUCUAGUUAUACAACAUAUACGCGGCUAAACCAGAUGAGUUAGGUUUAAACGAGAUUUAAGCAGGAAAAGGACGUUGUCCGACCCGCUGACUGGCUGGCUGCCUGCUGCGAAGUUACGCAAGAGUUGCGCGCGGGCGUCAGCGUAGUUCAUGAGUUUAUUCGUUACAAAAACACAAAUCUUUAACGUUUUAUAAUAUUGAGAAUAAGAAGAUGAUUCGACAGAAAUUUCUAGUUACAUAGACGUGGACAAAGCGAGUUAGGUUUAAACGAGAUUUGAGUAGGGAAAGGACGCUGGCCGGUGGUAAGUUGCGCAAGAGUUGCGCGCUCGCGUCGAGCUCCGCUGCGGCGUGGCCAGUCGCCAUGCCGCGUGCGCGGACGUUGUUCGCCGCUUUAGCUCUGUUGAUCGUCGCCGCUGCAGCAGCCGAUGCUGUCGACGUCGAUAACGACGAACAUGUGCACGAUGACUCCCAAGAUAUCAGUGAUGAGCAGUUCUAUGAGAUGCCGCAGCUGUUCCACCUGGACCACUACGAGGAGUGCCUGGCGCGGCGCGGCGUCUACUGCGUGGGCAGCUUCGAGCUGGCCAGCACUCGCCGUCAGCAGCGGCUGUUCCGUCUGAUGCAGAGAUACUCGUCCAACUGGGUUGACAACUUCAACCACACGCGGCUGCACCGCGGGUUGUGCGUGUCGCGCCGCUGCCCCGCGCCCACCCAUCCCGCCGGCGACGCAGAGCCCCUGCACGCUUGGUUUGCGUCGUGUGUGAACGCCAGUAUGAUGUCCUCGUACGAGCUGUCGGCGCGCCUCUACCGCCUGGAGUACUGUGAGCGGGGCGGCGGUGGUAGCGGGGGCGGAGGCGGUAGCUGGGGAGGGCGUAAGGGAGCGAGCGAUCUGAGCGCCUCCGAGCAAGCGUUCGCGGGCGUGAUCGCAACGCUGCUCGUGCUCGCGCUCGUCAGCACAGUCCUGGACGUAUCACUCACCGACCAGACCAAGAAAAACAUGGAUUGGGCACUGGCGUGGUCGGUGCGCGGCAGCUGGCGCGCCUUGCUGGCGGCGCCGGGGCGCGCGGGCGCAGGCGGCGACCUGGCCGCGCUGGACGGGCUGCGCGUGCUGGGCAUGCUGUGCGUCAUAGUGGAGCACGUGUGCUGGCUCAACACACUCACCUACCUGCUCAACCCGCGCCGCGUGGCACAGAUGCGUCGCGACACGGACGUACAGCUGAUGUCGAACAGCACGCUGAUGGUGCAGGCCUUCUUCCUGAUGUCCUCGUUCCUGUUGGCCAACAAGUUGCUGCAGCAGCGCCGCCGCCAGCAGCCGCUUAAGCCGUUCACCACUUUUGCCGAAACGAUGAUCAAUAGAUUCAUUAGAAUGAGCCCCACAUAUUUCCUGGUGGUGUGGUUCGCCGCGAGCGGGUGGGAGCGGCUGGGCAGCGGCCCGCUGUGGGCCCCCCUGGUGGGCGGCGAGGCGGCCGUGUGCCGGCGCAAGUGGUGGACGCAUCUGCUAUACCUCAACAACAUCAUCUAUCCGGACGACAAGUGCCUCAUACAGACCUGGUAUCUGGCGGCUGAUAUGCAGCUGUACCUGGUCGCGCUGGCGCUGACGCUGUCGAUGCGCGGGCGGCGCGGCGCGCUGGCGGCCCUCGCGGCGCUGCUGGCGCUCAGCACCGCGCUCGUGGCCGGCCUCGCCUACUACUGGCACCUCGUGCCCACAUACGUGCUGCACCGGCCUGAAGCGGUGCGCGCGCUAUACCGCGGGUCGGCGUCGUUCAACGCGGUGUACCAGUCGCCGCUCGGCAACGCGCCGGGCGCACUCGCCGGCCUACUGCUGGCCCACCUGACCCACCAGCUGCGGGAACACUAUCCCCACCUACAUCUGGGUCACUACAGGUGGUUCCGCUGGCUCGCGUGGUGGGCUCCGUGGCUGGCGCUCGCGUGGAUACCGGGCACGGCGCGGCUGGCGGGGCUACUGCCGGCUUGGCGGGGAGGGGGGGAGGUGGGGGGGCCGGCGUGGGGCGUGGGGGGGCCGGCGUGGGGCGUGGGGGGGCCGGCGUGGGGCGUGGGGGGGCCGGCGUGGGACGCGGCGGGUGCGGCGCUGGUGGCCGGCGAGCGGGUGGUGUUUGCGCUACUCGUGGCCGCAGCGUUGCUGGGCGCGAUGCAUGGCGUCCAAUCACCAGUGCGCAGCGUGUUAUCGUGGCGCGGCUGGGCGGUGCUGGCGCGGCUGUCGUACGGCGCCCUCCUCCUGCACAUGAUCAUCAACAAGUCGCUCCUCGCCGCCCGCCUCGGGCCCGCGCAGCUCGACCGCCCCAACGCGAUCCUGGAGUGGUUCGGCGUGGCAGUAGCUUCGUAUUUGGCCGCGCUACCGCUGGCGCUACUGGUGGAGAUCCCCGUGCAGCGCCUCUACCGCGCCCUACGAGCGACCACUACCGCCGCCUCAGCUACUGCCACCGCGACCGCUGCCGUCACCGCUGACAAGGCCAAUAUGUGAACAACCCGUCUACUCGUACGUCGACCUAGCGACGAUAACCUUAAAAUAUUAUAACUGGAGCGAAACGGGCGAUGCCCCCCGUAGAUUCGUUUCAAUGACGAAAGGCACGGGUCACGGGACUCACAGAAAAUAAUAUAUGUUAAGGGGCAAACGGGGCGCGGACACAUAGUUUCUUCCGCGUCUUUUUCAUACACAAUGGUGUCGAUUCUGGCAGGAUUCUCUAAACUUAUAACUAAAU
Chilo suppressalis (striped riceborer) is the source of this 3267-nucleotide messenger RNA. The record is from the annotation of a GenBank genome assembly. Lineage: Eukaryota; Metazoa; Arthropoda; Insecta; Lepidoptera; Crambidae.